Molecule: messenger RNA, 564 nt
Organism: Mycena indigotica
Lineage: Eukaryota; Fungi; Basidiomycota; Agaricomycetes; Agaricales; Mycenaceae
Exons: 4
Coding region: 1-564 (187 amino acids)
Source: RefSeq, a predicted model, not a curated record
AUGAAUGAGCCCGGACUCAGGCGUGCUUCAGACACACGCGUUGCGUCCACACAGAAGGUAGCUUCCUACAGCAUGUCCAUCAACAUCUCGCUCUGGGACCUCGAUCUCGCCGACCUGCGUCCAUGGCUCCGGCCCCUCGAUCGCGCAGUCAUCCGGACAGGAAUGAAGCAGACGAUCGACUUCUUCCACCGCCGCGUGCCCGACCUCGAUGAUCCACGCUGGCUGACGGUCGAACGGCAAAACCUCUACGACGUGGGGCACGUCAUCCAGCUGGAAGUCGCGGAGUGCAACGCGAAAAACUGGAUUGCCACUGACAAACUCAUCGUACAACUGUACGAGGAAAGAUUCGUGGGCCUAGGGUUCAACGACGGGACGCCGUCACCGACAGGCGGCGAGGGCAACAACGAGCCUGAGGGCAGUGAAGGGCGCAGCAGCAUUAGUGAGGACGACUUGGAGAAAGGCAUGAGUGAGGGCAACGCCGAGGGCACGACUGACGGCCGAAGCGAGAGCGAGAGCCUGAGGGGAGGUUGUUCCGACUACAUUUCAAGAGACGAGGCGCAUUGA